This is a messenger RNA of Raphanus sativus (radish), 1453 nucleotides long. RefSeq names its product F-box/LRR-repeat protein At2g43260-like. Gene Ontology annotation, molecular function: protein binding. Bases 36 to 1301 code for a protein of 421 amino acids. NCBI's taxonomy places the organism in Eukaryota, Viridiplantae, Streptophyta, Magnoliopsida, Brassicales, Brassicaceae. The record is from RefSeq and is a predicted model, not a curated record. The transcript has 2 exons.
GAAACAGAGUUUUUGAUCUUUCUCUGCACACAAGAAUGGGGGAAGAAGAAGAGAGCCCUAACUCUAUGUCCAUACUUCCCGAGCUACUGGAAGAAAUAUUCAUACGACUACCGUUGAAAUCAAUCCUCAAAUUCAGAACCGUAUCAAAACAAUGUAAAUCACUCCUGGAGUCGAGGAGGUUCUCAGAGAAACGUAUGAGUCUUCAAAAGAAUAGGAGAAUCCUAGCCGCUUACAAUUGCGACUGCGGCGACCGUCCGCGUCUCCUCCCUGAGUCACGUUUCGAAGGAGACGAAGAAAUCGUGUAUCUUCACUGCCACGCCUCACGACCCUCGUUGAGCUGCGACGGUUUGCUCUGCUUCCCAGAACAGGAUUGGAUCAUCGUUUUGAACCCUUCGACCAGACAGCUCCGGAGAUUCUCUUCCGGCUUGAACCAUAAGUACAGAUUUGGAUUUGGAUUAUGGUCGAGCUUCUUGCCGGGAAACUGGGCGAUGGGGUUCGGUAGAGACAAGGUUACGGGAAGCUUUAAAGUAGUGAGGUUGUGUUUUUCUUAUUGGGAAAUUGGGAAAGAGGAACCUGUGGUGGAAUGUGGUGUUCUUGAUGUUCAAACUGGUGUAUGGAGUAAACUGAGUCCACCUCGUGACGUGGUCAAUCCAGGAAGCAAAUCUGUCUGUGUGAAUGGAUCCAUCUACUGGUUACACAUUGAUGGGAAAUGCAAAUUAAUUUCAUUGGAUCUUCAUAAACAAGAGUUCAACAGAAUCCCAUUUCCGGCUACUGCCCGGGCCACGAAGGAAACGCUGAUAGUGAACCUUGAAGAGUGUCUAGCGUAUGUCAAUACGAGUAAAUGGCCUGAAUGGAGACUAGAUAUAUGGAGCAUGGAUAAUACAGAUCAAAAACGAUGGAGCAAGACUUUUUCCAUACGUUUAGAACUUAAAGUUGUUGCCUGGAGAAGGAAUAAAAGGUGGUUCACGCCAGUGUCGGUUUCUAAGAAAGGGCAUCUUGUCUUCUGCGACAAUCAGAAGAAGUUGUUUAAGUAUUAUCCAUGGACAAAUGAGAUUCGUUGUCUCUCCCUGGACACUUGUGUUAUAUCUCCAUACGUGGAGAAUUUGUUCUCACUUCCUUUGAAACCGAGCCAUCCGUAUCCUCAUGUAAGUGUGGAAACAAGGAUGUCUAGAUGCCGCUUGUUUUCCAAGGAGUCGAGUUCAUGGAUAUACAAAGCUUUGCAACGUAAUGAAUUUAGGAUCCUAGAGAUUGUGUUCACGUCUCUAGUAGUAGCUGGUUAUAUAUGCUCACCUCGAAAGUAGGAAUCACUCGUCUUAUGUCCAGCAACUACUAUUAUUAGUUUGAUGUUUAUUUUGCUUGCUUGUUUCUCCUCUCUUUUGAAUAACAUUUAAACCAAUGUAAGUGGAUUUAUAUUCUCUCUUCCCUUCUAUACAAGCACAUACGAUGUUUCAAA